GAUUGGCUGAGUUGAGCACGUCGGCGCUCUGGGGUAUUGUCGAAAAUGGCGGCGCUGGCUGUCUGUCGGCUUGCAAGAAGAGGCUGGCUGUGGAAGCUUCCCUUGGCUUCACGUAGAGAGUUUUGGUCUCGAUCCAGGAAAGAGGAGCUGGUGGUGGCUGAGACAGUGGAAGAAGUGAAAAAAGAACCUGUUCUGGUGUGUCCGCCCUUACGAAGCCGAGCCUACACACCACCCAACGAUCUCCAGAGUCGCUUGGAGUCUCAUAUUAAAGAAGUUCUUGGUUCAUCUCUUCCUAAUAAUUGGCAAGAUAUCUCCCUGGACGAUGGACAUGUGAAGUUCAGACUCUUGGCAAAAUUAGCUAAUGACUUAGGCCAUGCAGUACCUAACUCCAGGCUUCACCAAAUGUGCAGGGUCAGAGAUGUUCUUGAUUUCUAUAAUGUUCCUGUUCAAGAUAGAUCUAAAUUUGAUGAACUCAUUGCUAGUAAUUUACCUCCCAAUUUGAAAAUCAGUUGGAGUUAUUGAGCAGUCCGGUCACUGAACACAUUAAGAUCAUUCUUAUUCUCGUCACUAGGGUGACUGACAAACCUUGUGAGAUGUUACCUAUCAGAACUUGUCUCAAAACUUUCUUUUCCUAUACCUUUUUUUUUUCUCCUUAUAGAAGAACACACCUUUUUUUUUCUCAUGGAGAAUCAAAAAAGAAAAUAUUUUCACAUUUGCUAAAGCUAUCUUUCCCCAAUAAAAUCAAGUCUUGAUAAUUUAUGAAAACGUUUUUAUUCCAAGGUAUAUAGUCAGGAUUGUUGAGAGGAACAGAAGUGACAGCAUGAAAACAUUUAAAGGGGCUUUAUUAUGUUACCUUACAUUAGGAUCUGGGUAGUCCAUCAGUGGCUGUUUCACACCAGAGAGGCCGAGAACCUGAUAGUUGCACCCUUCACGAGGCUGACUGUCAGUAGUACCAAGCUGUUGCUGAAGGUCUGGGGGAUUCUUUGAAGAGCGUACUGAUCUUCAGUUCAUGCUGGCUGCCUGAAGAAGCUGGUUCUAAUAUGAAUGAAGAGAUGCAGCAAUGGCAGGAACAAGAGUGAUGCAUUUGUCAGUAGAGUGAAGGCAAGCAGGCAGAAAGCAAACCUCCUGCAUGGGUUCUGCCCACAUUUACAGCGCACUUCCUUCUAGAGAGAUAAUCUGAUUAAGAAAAUCCCUCAGUGGAGUGGCCAGCUGCUUGUCUUUUAGUUGACUCUAGAUCAGUCAAGUUGUCAACCAAGAUUAACCAUCACACGAAAAUACUAAGUAACUUGGGUUUCAGAUAGGAGGACAUUGCAAGGUCAAGUGUUUUCUUUGCCCUUCAUAUGGCUAAAGUACUAGUUUCAAUAAAAUGUCCUAAUCUUAUUAAGGCUUAAAGAUAUGGGGUUGUUAUAUAUGUGUAUACAAGUAAGGAAUGUAUACUGAGAAUUUUGGUGUCUUUAAACAACCCAGAAAUACUGUCAGAUUGUUUUCCAGGUGUGGGGUAAGAAGUACUGCAGGUGUAGCCCAUAGGGCUGCUUCAGGUUGUCCACAGCAGCUGACUGAUUUGCUUUGGGAUCUAGCAGGGCAUGAUUUUUCCAGCUGCACAUAGUUUGUGCGAUUGUGUGAGGUUUGGAAUUCUGUUUUUUUUUCAGAGGGUAAGUGUUAGGGUCCUAAGAGGUGGUGGGUUGUUGAUUUUUUGCUGUUGGUUGCCGUUUGUUAAGCAGUUAUGAACAGAGGAGAAACAAGAAGAAAUUAGAUAUUCGAAGAUGGAGAUCACACUUGCCCCAAGGAACUUGAUGCCCCUGAUUGGCAGAAAGUCUAAUGAUAACAUCACCCCCUUUCCCCUCCAUCCUUUUUUCUGUGCUAUCUAGUUUUAAGGGGUGGAAGGGGUGGAGAAGGGUGGAAGAAAGGAGAACCCACAGAGUCGCCUAAAGGCCAGCUACCAGACAAAGCAUAUUGGGUGCUUGCAAGAAACAUGAACCUCUGACAUACGUUACAGAAAGUUCCCCUCUGUCUUACUCCAUGAGUAAAGAUGGAAGAAAGGACACUUUUCUGGCUUCAUCUCGGAAUUAAAGUGUAAUGACUUUGCUUUCUUUUUUAAUGAAAUUCACUUUCAUGUAUCACUUUAUUAUUUCCUUAAAAUGAAUAUUAGAAAUGAGAAAAAUAGAAUACCAGUUAUUAUGUUUUAAAUGUUACUGCUAGAUUCUACAUUUACUUUCAUAUUGUCAAAGUAUAUUUCAAACUGUAGCUUUGAAAGUGGCCUUGUGGCACCUGUGAUUAGUUCUUAGCAUGGCACAUGUUUGUAUUUGAUGUACUUAUUAUAUGUAGAGAUGAUUUACAUAAGUUACCAGAUAGAUCUGAAUCACAAAAUUGGUGAUUAUAUUUAAAAUCAUAAUAGGAAGGUUUUAAGCAUAGGAAAGUGUAUUCUUUUUCCUUGGAUGAUUUUGUUGAAUCGGUUGCAUACAUACAUUCUAGCAAAUUCAUUAGGGAAAAAAAAAUAGUCAAGGCAGAGGAGAUGGCUUAGUGGGUAAGAGUGCUUGACCUGCAAGCCUGAGGACCUAGCUUAAAACCCCAGUACCCAUGUAAAAAGCUGCAUAUAACCACGUGUGCCUAUACCACCAACACUGGACAGUGGAUGUGGGUGAAAGCCCAGUGGCCAGCUAGGCCAGCUAGUCAGAAAAAUGAGAUUCCCAUUCAGUGAUUUGUUUUCUCAAGGCAACUAGGUGAAAAUCACUAGAGAAAACUCUGUCCUGCCCUGGCCUCAGUGUGCACACAGCUGUACAUACCCACACUGUCUGACUGGACAGUGUCUAAGAGAAAGUCACAGUAUCUAAUAGUAGGUACACAUGUUAUUCCUUACAUUAUGAGCUGCAAUCUCUGGAUUCCUGGAGUUAAGACACAAUAGCUCCUGUUUCUGAGAAGACUCAACAUGGGACCAUUUGGAUUUUACAUGCAGAAUUUGCUUAUCUUGUUUCCCAUACAAGAGCAUACUGAAAGUAAAGAGGUGGGAAGUCAGAAUGGAAAGAGACAACUUUUGGCUACAACUGGACAAGCGACUGCAAAACUCACUAUUCAUAUUAUUGUUAAAGUAGAAGCUGCUCUUUUGUACUCCAGAGCAAUGCCGUUCAAGAUUUAUAUGGAGAUGAGUCAUUUGGAGAUGAUGUUAAUGUCUGGAGUGAUUGUAAACUUCCACAUCUCUAUAAUACUCAGAAGUAACGUGGUCCCAGGGUCGCGAAGUAACCCCGAAGAGGCAGCCAAGUUACCCUUCUGUAAAACCCAGGUUAGCUGCAUAUCCGUUAGGAACUCUAGAGGGCGGCGUUGGUUUACACACAGCACGAUACACUUUUAUAAUAGAGAUCUCACGGAACAGGUUUAUUUGUUUACUGAAGUAGCUGAACAUACACAAAAAGCUUUAUAUUUUAAAAAACAUGAAAUGGAAAAGGCAUAAGCUUUCUGAUUUUAUGUAUUUGAAUCUAUGAGUUCAAUGUGCAUUUGGUAAAACGUAAUAAAAUCAUUAGCAAGUCAAGAUAAA
Mastomys coucha (southern multimammate mouse) is the source of this 3529-nucleotide messenger RNA. RefSeq names its product mitochondrial ribosomal protein L50 (gene Mrpl50). Lineage: Eukaryota; Metazoa; Chordata; Mammalia; Rodentia; Muridae. The coding region runs from base 46 to 522 and encodes 158 amino acids. The record is from RefSeq and is a predicted model, not a curated record. The transcript is spliced from 2 exons. Gene Ontology annotation, cellular component: mitochondrion; mitochondrial large ribosomal subunit.